AUGGAAUCAAUAGCAAGGAUCUCGUCGCUUCUAGAGAGCGCCCGCGAGCUCACCCUCGAUGCCGCCUCGGCCGCCCGCAGCGCACGCGGCUCCUCCAAGCCUCUGGAUCGCGUCCAGGUCAAGAAGCUCCUCGACAGUCGCAAUGAACGAGAAGUGUUGGACGGUCUGCGCCGGGUCAUCUCGAUGAUGUACCGCUCGCAAAAGACACACCCACUCUUCUCCUCAGUCGUCAAGAACGUCGCCUCUCCGAAUAUCGAAAUCAAGAAGCUGGUGUACAUCUACCUGAUCCACCAUGCUGAAGAGGACCCCGACCUGGCCCUGCUCUCCAUCAACACUAUACAAAAAUCCCUCUCCGAUUCCAACCCCCAAGUGCGCGCCUUAGCUCUAAGAACAAUGUCCAACAUUCGAGUGCCUGUUAUCAGCCAGAUUGUGUCGUUGGCGAUCAAGAAGGGCGCUGGAGACAUCAACCCCUACGUGCGCCGAGCCGCUGCCUUGGCAAUCCCCAAGUGCUACCGACUGGACCCCUCCCAGAUGCCCUCGUUGCUGGACUAUCUCUCGACACUCCUCGGCGACAAACAAUAUUAUGUGACGGGCGCCGCCGUUACAGCGUUUCUGGAGAUCUGCCCAGACAGACUAGACUUGGUACACAAGCAUUACAGGCAGUUGGUCAAGAUGGUGGUGGACAUGGAUGAAUGGAGCCAGCUCUCGACACUGCGACUCAUGACGGUUUACGCGCGAAAAUGCUUCCCUCGACGAACCCGAAUCGUAAAAGCCCAGAACAAGGCAGCCGAUCUCCAAGACUUCUACGGGGACAACGCCACCGCGAACACGGAUGAUGACUCCGAGGGCCAGGAGGUCGUUGUUCUUGACCCUGACCAUGAGCUCCUCCUUAACAGCAUCAAGCCCCUCCUCCAGUCACGAAACUCGGGUGUGGUGGUGUCAGUAGCACGCUGCUACGAUGCGGUAGGCACGCCCGAGUAUGUCAAGACAGCCAUUGGGCCCCUGAUAGCUUUGCUACGAGGCGCUCAGGAUAUUCAACAGGUUGUGCUGUUCAACAUCGUAUCCAUCUGCCUUACCCGGCCUGCCGAUUUUGUGCGCUACGCCUCGCACUUCCUUGUGCGUGCGACCGAUACACAACCCGUGUGGGAACUCAAGCUGGAGCUUUUGACUCUCAUCUUCCCACAUACGCCUCUCCAUAUCAAGAGCCUUAUUCUCAACGAGCUCGAGCACUUCAGCCGAGGAACUGAUAAAGCGCUGGUCAGGGAGGCGGUCAGGGCCAUUGGCCGCUGUGCGGUAACAGACUCAACAGCUGCACCCAGGUGUCUGCGGUUGCUCCUCAGUCAAAUCACUAGCUUGGAUGGCACGCUGGCCGCAGAGAGUUUGACAGUGAUAAGGCAUCUAAUCCAACAGGAUCCGACCGCACACGUCGCAACGGUCGUAAGGCUGGCAAAGAACUUGGAUUCAGCUACUGACCCACACGCACGCGCUACCAUCAUCUGGCUAGUAGGCGAGUUCUCCGGCCUCAACGGAGAAGACAACAUUGCCCCUGACGUGCUCCGAAUUCUGCUCAAGGAGUUCCCCUCCGAGUCAGAGAUUGCCAAACGACAGAUUAUCCUGCUCGGCGCCAAGGUCUACCUACACUACCUCAACCGACAGAUCGAAGCAUCACAAACCAGUGACGGAGAACCCGGGCCUCCACCCAAGCUCCUCGAAGACGAUGACCAUCCGAUCGCCAAACUAUGGAGUUACGUGCUCCUCUUGGCUCGCUACGAUACCUCGUACGAUCUCCGUGACCGCACGCGUCUCUACAAAGCCCUGCUCGGCGUACCCCAGCUUGCUACGCUCAUGCUACUCGCCCCUAAGCCCGCACCGCAAGCACAAAGCCCCUCGGAAAUCAGGCGUGGAUAUACCCUUGGCUCUUCAGCCUUGGUUCUCGCCGAUGCUGCUGGCGUCCAUGGCGUCAGGGGCUACGAGGACUUGCCCGAUUGGGUUGAGGAAGGAAAGCAGCCUGAUCCGAGACUGAGAGAAACAGGCGUGCCUCCCGCGACAUACGGGGAGAAGCGAGUCGUGCCAGCCUUGGAAAUUUUGGAUGGCGGAUCGUCUAGGUCUAAGCCCUCGAAAGCCAAUGGUAUGGGAGAGGCAGUAGGGACCAAGACACUUGAUGAUUGGCUUGCGGAGGAGGAGGAAGUGAGUAAGAAGGCGGUGCCGGCGGCAGCACCUGUGCAACGGCAAGUUGCGGAAGAGAGUGAAGAGGAAGAAGAGGAGGAAUCAACCGAGGAAGAUGAGGAGGAGGAGGAUGAAGAAGAAGAGGAAGACGAAGACGAAGAUGACGAAGAGGAGGAGAGUGAAGAGGAAGAAGAGGAGUCUGAUGACGACGAUGCUGAAGAUGCGAAGCUAAUGGGGACAUGA
Molecule: messenger RNA, 2409 nt
Organism: Sordaria macrospora k-hell
Lineage: Eukaryota; Fungi; Ascomycota; Sordariomycetes; Sordariales; Sordariaceae
Biological process (GO): vesicle-mediated transport; intracellular protein transport
Cellular component (GO): AP-3 adaptor complex; membrane coat
Source: RefSeq, a predicted model, not a curated record